Strongylocentrotus purpuratus (purple sea urchin) is the source of this 3397-nucleotide messenger RNA. RefSeq names its product zinc transporter ZIP1-like. Gene Ontology annotation, biological process: zinc ion transmembrane transport. The record is from RefSeq and is a predicted model, not a curated record. Lineage: Eukaryota; Metazoa; Echinodermata; Echinoidea; Camarodonta; Strongylocentrotidae. The transcript has 2 exons. Gene Ontology annotation, molecular function: zinc ion transmembrane transporter activity. Gene Ontology annotation, cellular component: plasma membrane. Bases 443 to 1411 code for a protein of 322 amino acids.
UUUAACUCACAUGCCCUGCACAUGUUGGUUGAUCCUAGUUUUUCCUUCAUUUAUAUGCAAAAACUGAAGGAUUCACACGAUUGUUGAAUGUGCUUUACAGCGCCACAACUAUUAAAGGGAAGCUAUUCAAGUCACGCCUCCUGUGUGGUUAUUAUAACAACGUGGAAGUUUAUACACGGUCUUAUAACAAUACCGGUAGAAAGGAAGUCAAAGAGUCAAAAUUCCAUAGACACUCAAGUACGAAAAAAUUUGUGUACAAAACCUAUGGCCGUCCCGGAACUCACUGCUAUAACUACUUUUGCGCCCCCCCCCCCCAUGCGUACGCUCCUGUUAGUAGCGGUCUGUGACCUAUCCAGACGUAGAAUAUCAGAGCACUUUUAGUACUAGUUCGAAGACUCUUUUCGAUCUUAACACGAAACUGAGCACUCUGAACUAGAAAAGGAUGGAUAUCGUUGCUCUGAAAGGCCUAGGCAUUGGAUUGCUCUUUGUGAUAGCAUUUGUUGGAGGAUUAAUACCACUAUGCUGUAUAAGAUCCCAUUCGCGAGGAAUGGCAGAAAGCGCUAUCACAAGACGUGUUAUCAGUCUACUAAACUCAGUCGCGGCUGGAAUAUUCUUGAGCAUCGCACUCGUUCAUCUCCUUCCAGAUGUGAGGAUGAUUUUCGACAAGGCGCUGAACAUCACUCACGGCGGUGAAGUAGAAGGGGGCGGAAUGGCCAUGGGUUUCGACUGGACUGGCUUCACGGCUGGUGUGGGCUUCCUGUUCGUUGUGUUCGUGGAACAGUUGGUGAUGUGGUGCCUGGAGAGCUCAGAGAGAACUGAUAAUACCGCAUCUGACACAUCUCACCCGGUUAAGCCCACAACCGGAGAAUCGGACACCGAUGGCCAUGGCGACUACGGGGCGCUGCGUCAACAAUCGCCUUCAGAGUGUCAAAGCGAAGCAUCGAUUACCGUCCUCCAGCCUCUCACUUCUUUCCGAGCCAUCGUCCUCCUUUUUUCACUCUCCUUACACGGCCUCUUCGAAGGGCUAGCCCUUGGUCUUCAGCUUGAGGAGCAGGACACCAUAGACCUGUUGAUUGCCAUCUCUAUCCAUAAGGGCAUCGAGAGUUUCACCGUUCUCCUUCGGUUCGCUCAACUACCAGGACGACAUGUUCUCAAGUGGAGUUGCCUCAUCAUCUUCUCUCUCACGUCCCCAAUCGGCAUCGGUAUCGGCAUUCCACUCGCUGAUCCGUCCGUCGACGCUGAUGCUCUAUUAGUCAAUGGCAUCCUACAAGGUUUAGCCACUGGGACAUUUAUGUUUGUGACGUUUGUGGAACUUCUCCCUGCUGAAUUAGCGGGGAAAGGUGAUCGGCUGCUGAAAUAUACUUGUCUAAUAGCCGGAUUUGGACUAAUGUGUGUUUUGACGAAGAUUUAAGCGCUUCAUGCCAUUAUUACAUUUCAGUACAUUAUCAACAUUAGCAUACUAUACAAUCAUUCAUGCUAUUUUCGCAUAUAUUGUAUUUAAUUGUAUAUUAAUGAAUUUGACAUGUCCAGAACAACCUUGUCUUUCAAUUUGUUUGCUAACGAAUUUACUAAUCAAGACCGAGACAUCUUACUCAGAACGAUUAACUCUCAAUUACGAGUAGUUGCUGACUGGAUCAAGGCAAUUAAAUUGUCAUCGAAAUUACAAAUGAAAUAAAAUUAUAUGCUAUUUAGUUAUAUUAUUGAUAACUUACCAAGAAAUAUUGGACUUGAUAAUACUAUUAAACACGAUGUCUCUUAUACGAAGUUCCUUGGAAUAAUAGUAGAUGAUAAACUUUCAUGGAAGCUGCAUGUUAAUUAUGUUUUUAAAAUAUUCUCUAAAAAUAAAUUGGUAUUCUGAACAAGGAAAAAUUGUAUUUCCAUCUCGUAUACUGCUUAAAUUGUAGUCGAAUUUAGUACUUGCUUGGUUGGAUUAUGGACUCCUCGCAUAUGGGGCGCCUGUGGAAAUACUCAUGUACCCACCUCAGAAAAAUAAAAUUUCCUGUGGAAAUACUCAACUUGAUAGAAAGAAAGCAGUGUGAAUCACAUGUUACGCCAAUUUCUGCGCUCAUACUCAUGAACUCUUUGACGCAAAUAAUGUUUUGAAGAUACACGACUUAAUUUCUUAUAACCUCGGUAUGAUCAUGUACACACUUCAGACAAAUCAAAUUUCCUCGAGUUCUCUUUUAAUGUCCAUUUUGAUGACGAAAAUCCCAAAUUGCGUAUAAAUCGAAUGUGCCAAAAAUGGGAAACUUCUGCUUUUGAACGUCAAUAUAACGUGAUGGUCUUUUCUAGUGAAAAUGACAAUGUUUCUUGUUAAAAAUUCGGCGACACUUUUUACACACAUACUGUUUUAGUAAGCUCAAGUACAGUAUUAAAGGAAUGAUAAAGAAAAGACUUGCUUAAUUUCCAGUCAAACCUUAGGUGCGCAGACACGGGGUUCCCAUACCUUGCCCAAUAGAAAUUUCAAGUCAUGUUAGUUAUUAUUUCUAGUACUCUUGUGUCAAAUAUUUGUAGUAGAUCAGAUUAAUGAUAAUGCAUUUACAAAUAUGCUUGACAUGUUUCGUUUUUAACUGAGCCUAGGUAACGUUUAUUUUUUUCUCCUCUGAUGUUCUUCCACACUUACAUAAUAUCGAUGAAAUCGGUCACAAAUUAUUUUUCACCUUGUCCCAGAACUCAACCUUCUCUUCAAGUGUUUCCCUCAACAACGAUUUUUUUUUAACAGUCAUAUCUGUUUACAAAAUUUCCUAAUAAAAUAACCCAGUCAGGUACCUGAGAAAACUGUAUUUUUUGUUCUCCCUCUUUGACACCUGCUCAUUAUUUAAAGAUAAUCAAUAUUCUAUUAGGCUUGUAUACUCUUUUUGUGUGUGCUUUUAACACAUUUUUGUAUAAUGUGUCCCUGGCCGUAACCCUUUUAAAGACAGAAAUUAUUAAGGGCUAAAUUGAUCAUAUGUAUGUAUAUUGAUCAAAAUAACAUUUUGCUUCUAAACCUGCAUUGUUUUACUAACAUGCAAUGUCUCUGAAAACAAUAUACAUGGGUAGAAACUUUCUUGGAAAGUUGACAAAUUGCCAAUUUAGUUUUGAACCCUUUAAUGUGUUGCCCUUUUAAGGAUUUUUAAAACAUACUUUGCUGCCUUUAAUUCCUGGCAUCAAAUACAAUAUGGUCAUUCAACGAGCAAGGACACAUCGUGUGCAGAAUUUGUUACCUGUUCUACUCAUGCAUCUGGUAAUCUUUUCUAGGGAUCAGAAGCAGAAGUUAUAAAGCCUAAACACAAAUAGUGGAAUGACCGUCUCGAAAGGGUUACUUGGUUCUGCGUACGCGUUUUGCUUAUUAAAAAAAAAUCAUUGAUGCUGACGUGCAAGCGGAUUAGUUAGGUAUUAAAUUUGAAAUGAAAUUCUA